CGAUCCUUAGUAAAAUCAAAAGUGUUAAAACAUGGCAGGGCUUUGGAAUGUCGCAAAAUGUUUCCUUCAGUUAUCCCCCAAUUACGUGUGUUCUUUGAGAAUGUCUAUAAGACCAAUUGGAGUUACAGUACAACCCAUAACAUUAUUCUCUACAGUUCAAACAUCUCCACCAAUAAUUUCCUCUAAGCGGUUCACCCCGGUUGUUUCGACCGUACGAAAUACGAGUUUUUUCAACAAACUGCCAGCUGACAAGUUAUGGAAAGGAGUUACCAGUGUUAGUAAUGCUGGUAAAAAACGUGGAAGAGGCAGAGCCGUUGGCAAAAAGAUGGCAAAAAAUUUAAACAAAGGACAAGUUGUUGGUGUUGGUAAAACAAAUAUGCUGUGGCCUGGACUGAACAGCCCCAUCAUUCAGGGGAGAGAGCUUAUCCAACAGAAAAAACUACCAGACGAUCCUGACAGGGAGGCCAAAUUGUUGAAGCUACGGGAUGAAAUGGGAGCAUUUAGAUUGUUGAGAUUAAGUCCUCUGGAAAGGGGUUGGUCCGGCCCAAAGCUACCUGGUAGAAGUGUAGGUCCUCCUGAUCCUGUUGGAGAAGAUAACUUCGAAGGAUUUGACACCAUCGUCCUCGAAUUCAAAACAGUGUGUAACAUGAAAGGAAAUUUGGGUCGUACUCGUCGGACAAGCGCUUUCGUUGUUACUGGUAACAGUAACGGACUUGCCGGGUUCGCUACAGGGAAAGCUCAAUUGGGUAUGACAGCACUCAGGAAGGCUAAAAAUCGUGCCGCCCAGAAACUUAUGUACGUGGAACGAUAUAAUGAACACACAGUAUUGCACGAUUUUUUUGCUGCCUUCGGCAAAACGAGGGUCUUCGUGCAAAAGAAGCCUGAAGGUUAUGGACUCAUAUGCCAUCGAGCCAUCAGAGAGAUUUGCAAAGCGGUUGGUAUCAAGGAUAUUUACGCCAAAGUCGAAGGUUCGACCAAAAAUGUACAGCACGUAGCGAAAGCCUUUAUGGUAGGCUUGCUUCAACAGAAAACAUUCGAGAAGAUCGCCGAAGAAACGAAAUUGCACGUUGUCGAGUUUCGUAAAGAACGUGAUUAUUUUCCUCAAAUAAUGGCAAAGCCAUCUGAAGUCAAAACCACAAAAGCGAUUGAUGACAUGGAUUUAAAUCUGCACCUAAACGCCGGAAAAGUUGUUUCCAAGAGGAAGAAGGGUUUUCAUUUCAACGAAUCGGAUCCGUCAUGGCAAAAUCAUCUUUCAAAAACGGAACGUUUUCGCAACCGAGAUCAAGUUAAGGUAAAUCUUCUUGUAGAACAUGGCGAAGUACGCAGUUUUUUAGCUGACAAAUAUCCAGAAUGUCGACAUGUCAAAUUCUCGAAGAAAAUGGAAGAAAGUUAACGAGUUCUGAUGCGACUCGUACUUGUUUAUUGAGUCUAUAGAGUGGAUAGUACAAUUUGAAGAUUUUUCAACA
Molecule: messenger RNA, 1466 nt
Organism: Daphnia carinata
Lineage: Eukaryota; Metazoa; Arthropoda; Branchiopoda; Diplostraca; Daphniidae
Gene: mRpS5
Product: small ribosomal subunit protein uS5m-like
Exons: 8
Coding region: 32-1393 (453 amino acids)
Biological process (GO): translation
Cellular component (GO): ribosome
Molecular function (GO): RNA binding; structural constituent of ribosome
Source: RefSeq, a predicted model, not a curated record